AUGAUCAAAGUAGAGAACUUUGAAUUAAAUUCAGAUAAAUAUUUUUAUUCUACAUUUCCAGAGAUCUCGAUUCCAGAUCAAUCAUUGACAUCCUAUCUCUUACCCUAUCUUCAAAGACAUGGUAAGAAAACUAUUACUAUUGAUGGUGUAACCGGUAGAGAAUAUAGUGGUCUUGAAAUAAAGUCAAAUAUUGAAAAGGUUGCUAGUUUCUUAACUAAAUUAGGAUUGAAAAAAGGAGAUGUAGUUGGUGUUAUCCUACAGAAUGUACCAGAGUAUUUGAUGAUUUUUCAUGGUAUCCUUUUGAUCGGAUGCGUUGCUUCGACCAUCACUGGUGACUACCAGAUCGAAGAGAUCAAAAAAACCAUUGGUACCGUCAAUCCAAAACUAUUAAUUACACAAUCAAUCUUUCAAGAUAAGAUUGCCGGUAUCACAAAGGAGAUUCCAUCCAUCCAGAAUGUCGUUGUAGUAGGCGAUGUCAUUCCAAAUACAAUUCCAUUUCAAACCGCUUUAGAUACACCAAUAAAUUAUCCAAAUGUAAAGAUUAAUAGUUAUGAAGAUUUGGCAGUUUUACCUUUUAGUAGUGGAACUACUGGACUACCAAAAGGUGUGAUGUUGACUCAUCGCAAUCUGCUCUCGAAUAUGCUGCAGAUCCAAGCGGUCGAGUCACCGACUUACACUUAUAAUGAGGUGGUUAUUGGUGUCAUUCCAUAUUUCCAUAUCUAUGGAAUGAUCUUCUUUUUGUGUGUUUGUGUCAAGGCUGGAAUCAGCAGUGUCUCACUACCGCGAUUCGAUGCACUCUCCUUUCUAAAGUUGAUCGAAAAGUAUAAGGUAACGAUCACUUUCAUUGCACCACCCGUAGCCAUUCUCUUUGCCAAGUCACCAGUGGUCGACAAGUUCGAUAUCAGUUCACUGCGUGUACUGUUCAGCGGUGCCGCUCCACUCUCUGUCAGCGUUGAGAACGCUAUCAAGCAGCGAUUCGGUGGAAGAAUACACAUUAAGCAAGCAUACGGACUGAGCGAAGCUUCACCAGCGAUUGUCAUCACUCCGUAUGGCGCGAACAAGCCCGGAACCAGUGGAAUGCUUCUGCCCAACCAAGUGCUGAAGAUCCAGGAUAUCGCCACCGGUGAAAUCAAAGGUGCUGGCGAACUCGGAGAGAUUUGUGUUCGCGGACCCAACAUUAUGAAGGGAUACUUUAACAACCCCAAGGCAACGGCCGAGAUGAUCGACGCCGACCGAUUCCUGCAUACCGGUGAUGUUGGCCGUAUCGACAAAGACGGCUAUCUCUACAUUGAGGAUCGUGUCAAGGAGUUGAUCAAGUACAAAGGAUUCCAAGUGGCGCCAGCCGAGCUCGAAGGUCUGCUGCUGAAACACGAAAAGAUCUCCGAUGUCGGAGUGAUUGGAAUUGCGGACGAGGUAUCCGGUGAGCUGCCACGUGCCUACGUAGUCAAACAAGCCAACCAACAGGUCACUGUUGAGGAGAUUCAAACAUGGUUAAACGGUCAAAUCGCACACUACAAGAGACUGAGAGGUGGUAUCAUUUUCAUCGAUCAAAUUCCGAGAUCUUCCUCCGGUAAGAUUCUUCGUAGAGAAUUAAAAGCUAAAGUAUUAAGUUUAGAACAAUCAAAAUUAUAA
Messenger RNA from Heterostelium album PN500, 1632 nucleotides. RefSeq names its product acyl--CoA ligase. The transcript is spliced from 3 exons. NCBI's taxonomy places the organism in Eukaryota, Evosea, Eumycetozoa, Acytosteliales, Acytosteliaceae. Gene Ontology annotation, molecular function: CoA-ligase activity. Bases 1 to 1632 code for a protein of 543 amino acids. The record is from RefSeq and is a predicted model, not a curated record.